AUGGUUUUGGAAGCUGGUUCAAAUCCGAUAGAAACAAUUAAACACCCUGGGGAAUUCGACAUAAUGUUGAAAACAGUUUUAUAUCCUAAAGAUUUCGAAUCAGUCUCAGAUUGGAUACCCGAUGUUGGCGAUGGAAGUGUUUUAAAAAAAAACGCGGCUGUUGGAAUAACAAAAGCCGUCAUCUCAAAUAAAGCAGCUAAAGCAACAGCUGCCGAAGAACGCAGACACAAUUUAGAAAUGGAAAAGCAAGAACGAGAUUCAGGAGUGACAGAUAUAUUAGGUACAGUUAAAGAAUUUGGAAAACGAUUUGGGGAAGAAACCAAGAAAACUGUUAAACAAGGAUUAAAUAAAUUAGUAGAUAGUAUUGACACAGGAGAAGUCAAAGUCAAACAUAAGGACGUAUUUCAAUAUUACGAAGAAAACGAAGAAGAAGUGGAAAUAAAAGAUAUCAUAGAUAACUACAUUAAAUCAAAGAAUCCAACGGAUAUAAAAGUUUUUCUUACGAAAAAUGUCAAUGAUCUAGACUUGUCUAAUAUUGAUAGCAAUCUAAAGAACUUAAUAUUGUUUGACGACUGCGUAGCGCAAAGAAAUCAAGCUGUUCAACAAGAAUUCUUCACGAAGGGAAGACAUCACAACUGUCACUGCAUAUACCAAUCCCAAUCUUUUUACGGGAUGGAUUCUAUGUUCAUUAGAAAAAAUGCAAAUUGUUUUUUAUUAUUUGAAUUAAACGAUAAAGAUUUAUCUCAAAUCAUUCAGUCGAUUAAUCACGGAAUGGACAGAGAUGCAUUUAAAAAGGUUUGUAAGGCUCAAUGGAAAAACCCAGAUGAACAUGGAUAUAUAUUUGUUAAUACUAGAAAACCUGCAGGUGAAAGAGUUAUGACAGACAUUUGUUAA
Molecule: messenger RNA, 894 nt
Organism: Lottia gigantea (owl limpet)
Lineage: Eukaryota; Metazoa; Mollusca; Gastropoda; Lottiidae
Exons: 3
Coding region: 1-894 (297 amino acids)
Source: RefSeq, a predicted model, not a curated record